Molecule: messenger RNA, 2386 nt
Organism: Andrographis paniculata
Lineage: Eukaryota; Viridiplantae; Streptophyta; Magnoliopsida; Lamiales; Acanthaceae
Product: 5-epi-aristolochene synthase-like
Exons: 6
Coding region: 239-2179 (646 amino acids)
Biological process (GO): diterpenoid biosynthetic process
Molecular function (GO): magnesium ion binding; terpene synthase activity
Source: RefSeq, a predicted model, not a curated record
UUGUCUUCUCUGGUCUCGUCUACUCUUCCUCAGUCCUUACCCAAAUUAAUCUCAACAUUAUUUCAGGCGGGGCAAAAAUAGGCAAAUCUCAUUAUUACGCACCUCUAUAAAUAUGGAUCCGACGAGGUCUUGCGUUCGAUACCCGACCGCAUUAAUACUUACACAUAUACUGUGAGAUUAUAAGCAUAUAUAGUCGUCGUCUUCAUUCCUCCAUAUAUAUAUAUAUUUAUAUAUAUAUAUGGCUUCUAUUUUUGUGUCUCCUCCGAUAGCAGCUGCUUCCACUCCUCCCAUGGCCGCCGCCUGUCGCCGCCGCUCCAAAUCAGCUCCAGAUCAACAACGUCAAAAUCAUCGACAUUGUUUGAGGUUCAGAAGCUGCACGAAGAAGCCAUACUUAUUACCAUCCACCAGUUGGGCUAUUUCGCGGGGAGUUGAAGCUGCACAAGUACAGAUAGACGAAGAAGAAGAAGAAGAAGAGAGGCAGUCGAAGCCCCACUCCAUUGACAUGUGGGGUAAUGUUUUGCUUUCUCCAGACAACCAGGUCGAGGUCUACGAUGAAGAACUGGAUGCAAUGAAGGAGGAGGUUAGGGCAAUGGUGGUCGACAAGGCUGCCAAACCAGAAGACAAGAUGAUCCUCAUCGACACCCUCACCCGCCUCGGAGUCGCAUAUUACUUUGAGGAAGAAAUUCAGGACCAGAUUGGAUCCAUCUUCGACUACUACUUCUUACCUCAUCGUCAUCAUCAUCACGAUCUCGAUCUCUUCACUACUGCUCUCCAUUUCCGAUUGUUCAGGCUGCAUGGCUUCAAGGUUCCUUCAAGUGUUUUCGAGAAAUUUAAGAAUAGCGACGGGACAUUCAAGGAAGGUCUAGGAAAGGACGUGGAGGGUUUGGUGAGUCUGUACGAAGCAACCCACGUGAGGUUUCGUCAGGACCACAUUUUAGAGGACGCUAGGGUUUUCGCAAUCCGACAUUUAAAACAGGCUCUGCAGCAGCACGGCGGCGGCGGCAAUGGCGGAUCAUGGCAUCCUAGUCUUAGAGACAAGGUGGCGCUGGCUCUAGACAAGCCCACCCACCGGACACUUCCUAGAUUAGAGACACGUCAUUACAUCCCCAUCUACGACAAGCAGCCAUCCAAGAACGAACUCCUCGCCAGGUUCGCCAGGCUGGAUUUCAACUCCUUGCAGAACCUCCACAAACAAGAGAUCAAUCAAAUCAUCGAGUGGUGGAAGGGUUUGGACAUCGCGAGCUGGGCAAAAUUAGGUUACUUCAGAGACAGGCCUGUGGAAGGGUAUCUAUGGGGUGCAGGCAACCUCGUCUCCCGCGAUUCCUUCUCCAGAAUGUGCGGCGCCAAAGGCUUAUUACUCAUCAUCCUCAUGAACGAUACCUUCGACAAUUACGCCACAGCUGACGAAGCUAAAAAGUUGCACCAGAUGAUGCGAAAUCCAACGUGGGAUAUUUCGAAACUUGACAACGAUGAAGGGCUGCAACUUCCAGAUUACAUGCGAGCGACGCUUAGGGCAAUUUGGAGUACUUUUGAUGACGUGGAUAGAGUGGUGAAAUCGGAGCAUGUAAGAAGGGGAUACGAUGCGGUGGAGUAUGGUCGGGAAGCGUUUAGAAAGCUUUCAGAUUUUUAUCAGAAGAGGAACAGCUGGUACGUGGGGGAAGAGACGCCUACGUUUCUGAAGGUCACCAUGGACGGACUGUACGAUUCCGGCAACCAUGGAACCGUCGCUGCUUACGUCAUGGGGAUGGAGAAUGCCAACGAGGAUCACUUCAAAUGGGUCAUGAGCGGCCCGCCCGGAUUGGAGGCCACGGGUCUCUACACCCGGUACAUGAACGACUUCGCCACCUACACCCGGGAGCACAGGGCGGGGGAGCCGUACACGUCGAUAGACUGCUACAUGAGGGAGUAUCAGGUGACGAAGGAGGAGGCGGUGGCGAAGCUGAAUUGGCUGGCGGAGGACGCGUGGAUGGCGAUGAACUGGGAGUGGACGUGUCUGUCGAGUGGGGGGGUUAGGGGGGUCAUGAAGCCGGGGGUCAACUACGCGCGGAAUGCGUUCGUGAACUACCAUAAAGGUGCGGAUGGACUUUCCAACCCGGAAAAGGGGCUCAGUCGUGACGUGGCAGAUCUCUUUUUCCAACCCCUACCCCCACCCCCACCUCCACCCCCCUCCCAUAAUUAAUUAAUUAAUUGAUGCAUAGCGUGUCUCUGUCUGUGUGCCUUGUUUUAGUAUUUAAUGUUUAAUUUGUUUGUCCUUUAGUGUAAUUCCUUUCCUUUCUUUUCUUUUCUUUUCUUCUUGGGACUCAAACUCAAAACUCAAUCAUCAUCGCCAUCGUGUAUCAAUCAAAUACGACAUAUUUCAUGUGUGCAUUUUUUUUGGUUUGGUUUG